AUGUCUUCCGUCAUUGCCAAACGCCUUGAAGGCAAGACUGUCCUAAUAACAGGAGCCAGCUCGGGAAUCGGACGAAGCGUGGCGCAGCAGUUUGCGAGAGCUUCUCCGAAGAGCCUGAAGCUCAUUCUCGCCGCUCGUCGCAUCGACGCGCUACAGCAAAUCAGCGAGGAUAUCAGCAAAGAGGUCGGCAGUGGCGUCAAAGUUCUGCCCAUCCAACUGGAUGUCAGCAAGCCAGAGGAAGUGCUAUCUUUCAUCAGUAAAUUGCCCGACGAGUUUAGAAAGAUUGAUGUUCUCGUCAACAAUGCCGGUCUAGUCAAGGGUGUUGCACAGGCCCCCACCAUUGACCGAGAGGAUAUCAUGACUAUGUUUGACACCAAUGUGUAUGGGUUGAUCCACAUGACGCAGGAAGUGUUGAAAAUCAUGCGUUCCCAACCCAACGGUGGUUCUGGCGACAUUAUCAACAUCGGCAGCAUCGCCGGACGAGAGGGCUAUGUCGGCGGAAGUAUCUACUGUGCCACGAAAGCCGCGGUCCGCAUAUUUACAGACAGCUUGAGAAAGGAAUUGAUUUCCACCCGCAUCAGAGUGAUGGAAGUGGAUCCAGGGCAAGUGCAAACGGAGUUCUCCAUCGUCAGAUUUGGCGGUGACAAGGAAAAAGCCGACGCUGUCUACGCUGGUUGCGAAACGCUGACACCGGACGAUGUUGCAGAGGUGGUGGUGUUCAGUGCAGGUCUGCGGGAGAACGUCGUGCUAGCGGAUUCGCUGUUGUUCCCCAAUCAUCAGGUAAGCACGCUGGGUGGUUCCCCUUUCUCGAGUGGAAUUUUGACAUCUCACAAGGCUUCUGCAACUAUUUUGCACCGAAAUCUGUGA
This is a messenger RNA of Exophiala aquamarina CBS 119918, 867 nucleotides long. RefSeq names its product oxidoreductase. Lineage: Eukaryota; Fungi; Ascomycota; Eurotiomycetes; Chaetothyriales; Herpotrichiellaceae. The transcript has 2 exons. The record is from RefSeq and is a predicted model, not a curated record. Gene Ontology annotation, cellular component: cytosol. Gene Ontology annotation, molecular function: oxidoreductase activity. The coding region runs from base 1 to 867 and encodes 288 amino acids.